Molecule: messenger RNA, 997 nt
Organism: Bactrocera dorsalis (oriental fruit fly)
Lineage: Eukaryota; Metazoa; Arthropoda; Insecta; Diptera; Tephritidae
Product: seminal metalloprotease 1
Exons: 2
Coding region: 80-847 (255 amino acids)
Biological process (GO): proteolysis
Molecular function (GO): zinc ion binding; metalloendopeptidase activity
Source: RefSeq, a predicted model, not a curated record
CUUAUAUAGUUUUUAUUCAUUGGCCUAUACGAACCUACAUUUCUACAUUUUGGAAAAUUUUAAAUAUUGAUGAAGUGAAAUGAGGACAUUUCUGGUUCUGGCGCUGCUUGCGAUGAUUAGUGGAAGCCAUACUCUGCCAACAGUUGUACAGUGGGAAGAAGAUCCUGAGCAGACUCCCGGCUUCUUCGAAGGCGAUAUCGUCUUGAGACCGAAAAGCAGAAAUUGUAUGAGCAAUCCAUCUCAACAUUGGCCAGAUGGUAUUGUCUACUACAAGUUUUCGGAAGGAAUUGAUGAUGUACGAAAGGAUUUCAUUAGAAACGCGAUGAACAUUGUUGAAGAAGGUUCGUGCGUGCAUUUCAAAGAAGCGGACGACGACCAGCCGUAUUUUGUCAAUAUAACGGGAAAUCCUGGCGGCUGUUAUUCAACUGUUGGUUUUGUGGAGGACAUUUCUAUAUUAAAUUUACAUAAACAUGACUUAAAUACGGGAUGCUAUCGAACCGGUAAAAUAAUUCAUGAAUUGUUGCACACUCUCGGUUUCUAUCACAUGCAAAGCACUUACGAUCGGGACGAUUAUAUUCGGAUAGCCUAUGAGAAUGUUAAGCCAGACUUUGUGCAUGACUUUGCAAAAUACUCUAAGGACUUUGUUGAAGACUUUGGUGAAAAAUACGACUAUGGUAGUAUUAUGCAUUAUUCGCCGCAUGCCUUCUCGGCAAAUGGUGCGGAAACUAUAGUGCCGUUGCAAGAAAUACGGGAGGGUUUAAUGGGUCAGCGCGAGGCUUUAAGUACAGUUGAUUUAAUCAAGUUGAAUAAAAUGUAUAAAUGCCCUGAGUUGCAAGUGAAAGACUAAGAAUUGGAACAUCCGUAUAAUAUAUGACUAUAUACCUAGAUGAAAACCGAUAUAUUCCAAAUCUUCUAACUAAAAGCUUUCGUAGUAAUUUGAUCUCUUAUUUUAAUAUAAAUAAUUAUCCAGAAAUAUAACAAACACUCUAAAAGUCUA